AUGUCUAUCCCCAAGACCGCCGUCAAAUCCCCCAAUGCCCCUACCCCUCCUCCAUUCCUUUCCCAGGCCAUCGUGAUGGGCGAUUAUGUCUUCUGCUCCGGUCAAAUUGGCAGUAACCCCGAGACCGGCGCCCUCGUACAAGGUUCCAUUCAAGACCGAACCAGACAAAUCAUGUCCAAUCUCCGCGCUGUCCUGGAAUCUGCAGGAACCAGUUUGGAUAACGUGGUCAAGUGCAAUAUUUUCUUGACUAGCAUGAGUGAUUUUGGUGCUGUGAAUGAGGUGUAUACUACCUUCUUCAAUGCCCCGAUGCCGGCACGUACGUGCGUCUGCGUGGCGGCGUUGCCCAUGGGUACUGAUGUUGAGAUUGAGUGUAUUGCUGGUGUGCGAAGCCCUAGUAGCCAGAAGUUGUGA
Molecule: messenger RNA, 411 nt
Organism: Penicillium cataractarum
Lineage: Eukaryota; Fungi; Ascomycota; Eurotiomycetes; Eurotiales; Aspergillaceae
Exons: 3
Coding region: 1-411 (136 amino acids)
Cellular component (GO): mitochondrion; cytosol
Molecular function (GO): deaminase activity
Source: RefSeq, a predicted model, not a curated record